AUUACAAAUUCAAACUUGAAACAUUUCAUGGUCCACAUAUUUUUCAAUUUGGAAAUCCUGAAUUUUACACCAUAUCCACACAUCCAGAAGGCAAUAUUUCUUCCUGAAAAUUAAUAAACGAACAAUUUUUUUCACGGUUCCACUUGUUUUGUGAGAAGUUUGAGUAGGAAUGGCCAUGGCAACGGCAAUGAUACUGCCCGUUCAGAGCUCCUUUUUUUCAAACUUAUCGUCAGUGCGACAAAAUUUGAUGGGUCGAUCGACAUUAUCAAGUAAGAGAUUAGUGCCGAGAGUAAAAAUAGUAGCUGAAGCGGAAAGUGAGCAAAAGAAGAAAGGAGAAGAUGAGAGUUUCAGCCCUUUCAAAUUUGUUACAGACAAUCCUUCAAGCAGAAAUGCUAUUCAAUUGCCUGUUAGACCCGCUGAGGAUGGAUUUGUAGGCGAAAUGAUAUCUAGAAUAGAGAACAAGGGAAGGGAUUAUGGUUCUUAUGUUAAGGCUGGAAAUUUUAAAUGGUUUGUUAGAGAAACAGGAUCAUCUGAUACAAAGCUUGGUACAAUUGUUUUCAUACAUGGAGCACCAACACAAUCCUUUAGUUAUCGAGUUGUGAUGGCUCAGAUGGCAGAUGCUGGCUACCACUGCUAUGCACCAGAUUGGCUUGGAUUUGGGUUUAGCCAAAAACCUCAACCUCGGUUUGAUUUUGCAUACACAGAGGAAGCGUUUCAUGAAGAAUUUGAGAAGUUGUUGAUUGAGCUGGGUAUUGAUACACCUUUUAUCAUGGUAACUCAGGGAUUUCUUAUGGGUUCCUAUGGAUUAACUUGGGCAUUGAAGAAUCCAAGCAAGAUAGAAAAGGUUGCCAUCUUAAAUAGUCCAUUGACUUCUUCAGCUCCAGUUCCCGGUUUAUUUAAGAAAUUACAGUUUCCACUUCUAGGAGAAUUCACAUGUCAAAACGCAAUUAUGGCAGAACGAUUCAUUGAAGGAGGAAGCCCCUAUGUAUUGAAGAAUGAAAAAGCAGAUGUUUAUCGACUACCUUACUUAUCAAGUAGCGGACCUGGUUUUGCUAUUCUUGAGGCUGCACGAAAAGCUCCAUUCAAGGAUUUGUCAUCACGAAUUUCUAAUGGAUUUUCAUCUGGAAGGUGGGAUAUUCCAAUACUAGUAGCAUGGGGUAUGGCAGACAAGUACCUAGCUCCAGUAGAGGCUGAGACGUUUAAACAGAAUAAUGUAAGCAUUGUUACAGUUAAUUUAUUAGAAGGAGCUGGUCAUUUGCCACAAGAGGAUUGGCCAGAAAAGGUUGUAGAUUCCGUAAAACGUUUCUUGAAGUAAAUCUGAGAUUAGCAGCCAUUGUUGUUGUAAUAGAAUCACAGAAUCUGGAAAUUCUGUGUCGUUCCAUUAUUUCUAUGCCAUUACAUUUGUGUUUCUUUUGCAAGAUGUCAUGCAAAUCAAUCUGCCCAAAAGCUUUCCUUAUUUUUUAAUUUUUGCUAAGUUAUUUGCAUUUUCUAUCUCUGGUUAAUAACAUCUUGGUGCGAUCCAAAGAUUGCAGUGGUAUUAAUCAUAUAUCUUUGUCACAUUAUAGUAAGCAUUUAAUGCUAGCGGCUAUUUGGAACACCAAAAGAUUUCUAGACAUUUUUAUUGAUCUUUAUGUAGAUAUUUUGUUUCGCUAUAAAUAUCAAGUUUCAUCAAGCA
Molecule: messenger RNA, 1675 nt
Organism: Cryptomeria japonica (Japanese cedar)
Lineage: Eukaryota; Viridiplantae; Streptophyta; Pinopsida; Cupressales; Cupressaceae
Exons: 11
Coding region: 170-1315 (381 amino acids)
Cellular component (GO): chloroplast
Molecular function (GO): catalytic activity
Source: RefSeq, a predicted model, not a curated record